AGCCCAGGCAGUAGUUCGGGCCAGCCCACACCGGCGGGGGUACCCAUCUUAGCCUCAGCAAUGCGUAUAGAAAUAGACAAGACUAUCUGUCAAGGCAAUCAUGUCUUGGUGAGUCGGUUUGUGUCCAAGUUGGAGCAAACAGCACCUGUGCCCAUACCAACUCUGCACAAGAUGAGGGUAGGCAUACAUGAUCAACAGCCAGAGCGCCGUAUGCCACUAGUGGAUGCGGAGCUCAGACGACGAUAUGACCAUGCAAUCAACGAUUGUGGUGAUGAUGGGGAAGACAAACUCAUCCAGAGCAGUCUGUACAUUAGUGAGCUAGAGCUCAUGCGUUCACGUUUAUGCGAUCAGAUAAACGAACCAUCUCUUAAGCAAUUGCUCAAGACCUCUGAAUUUCCUAAGAUGCCUAAGGAUAGUUUCUUUAGAAUGGAAAAAUGUGAAGAUAUCAUAGAGUUCACUACACAAUGUAGUGAUCUGUUCUUAGCUAAAUCAAUGCCUCCGUGUCAGUAUUCAGCACUAGCGCGAAGCCUUUUGGAUUCCACUGAUGCAACGGAGAAGACCAAAUCAGUACUCAACAAUCUAAGAGAUUCUGAGACACAUGCAACUAGGCACUUCACCGAUCCUGAGCAGUUCAAUGGAAUCAUUAUUGACCGGCUCUUAUCACAUCCAGUAGACGAUCUAUUGGAGAAGUUUCUCAAUGACAUGCAGAAUAAGAAGAUGAACGUCGAGGUGCGCACAGAGCGUGUGCACACGACAAUGGCGAUGUUGGAGGAACGUUACCGCAACUCAGACAAGGAACCCAUACACUUCCAAAUCCUCAAAGUACAAAGGUACCUAGCACUUAAGUACUAUAGAUUGCAAUCAGUUGUGGAUACUCUCAUUGAAGGAGACAAGCAACCGGAUGGGAGUGAAGGACACUUGUCCGACAUGGACCACGCCAAGUUUCAUACUAUGACUGCGACACACAUAAGAACGGCGGCUGUGACACAAGCAGAGCAUAUGUUGAGGGAUCAGGUGCGAGCAGCAAACAAGCGUAAUAACGCAUAG
This is a messenger RNA of Sphaeroforma arctica JP610, 1047 nucleotides long. RefSeq lists its product as hypothetical. The annotation marks the transcript as partial. The transcript has a single exon. The record is from RefSeq and is a predicted model, not a curated record. Lineage: Eukaryota; Ichthyosporea; Ichthyophonida.